Molecule: messenger RNA, 1468 nt
Organism: Trifolium pratense (red clover)
Lineage: Eukaryota; Viridiplantae; Streptophyta; Magnoliopsida; Fabales; Fabaceae
Product: esterase-like
Exons: 5
Coding region: 100-1242 (380 amino acids)
Molecular function (GO): hydrolase activity, acting on ester bonds
Source: RefSeq, a predicted model, not a curated record
UACCAAAAUAGAAGAUAUAAUAAUCACAAUCGGCUAUAAAUUCAAAGUUUUUGAUAAGCAUAUUAUGAUCAUAUUACUUUGUACUUCAUCGUGAAAUUCAUGGCUAGGAUUGAGUUUCUUAGGCACAUGACACUUGUGUCUUUGAUCGUGCUAAUUUUAUGUACUACUGCUUCCCCAAUAUUUGCUUCAAAGAAUUGUGAUUUUCCUGCCAUUUUCAACUUUGGUGCUUCAAACUCUGAUACUGGUGGAUUGGAUGCUGCCUUUGCAGCACUGUCGUUGCCAUAUGGAGAGACUUAUUUUCAUAGAUCAACUGGAAGAUUCUCUGAUGGCAGAAUCAUCAUUGAUUUCAUAGCACAGAGUUUCGGACUUCCCUAUCUCAGUCCAUAUCUUAAUUCUCUUGGAUCCAAUUUCACACAUGGAGCAAACUUCGCAACAGGAGGGUCAACAAUUAGAAUUCCCAAUAGUAUUAUACCUAAUGGAAUGUUUAGUCCAUUUUCCCUUGGAAUUCAAUACAUUCAAUUCAAAGAAUUCAUAUCCAAAAUAAAAUUCAUUAGGAAUCAAGGAGGUGUAUUUGCAACAUUAAUUCCUAAAGAAGAUUAUUUUUUCAAAGCCUUAUACACAUUUGAUGUUGGUCAAAAUGAUCUUACUGCUGGUUUUUUUGGUAAUGUUACUAUACAACAAGUCAAAGCUACUGUACCAGAUAUAAUAAACAAUUUCAUAGAGAAUAUCAAGAGCAUAUACAAUUUAGGAGCUAGAUCUUUUUGGAUACACAACGCAGGACCAAUUGGAUGCCUUCCUGUAAUUUUGGCUAAUUUUCCUUCCGCUGCAAAGGAUAGUUAUGGUUGCGCAAAGCAAUACAAUGAAGUAUCUCAAUAUUUCAAUCUAAAGUUGAAGGAAGCCUUAGCUCAGCUUCGUGGAAACCAUCCUCUUGCUACAAUCACAUAUGUUGAUAUUUACUCUCCUAAGUAUUCUCUUUUUCAAAAUCCUAAAAAAUACGGAUUUGAGCUUCCGCACGUUGCAUGUUGCGGCUUUGGAGGAAAAUACAACUAUAACAUUCAAGCUAGAUGUGGAGAAACCAUAAACAUAAAUGGUAGCAAAAAAAUUGUGGGUUCAUGUAAAAAACCAUCUACCAGAGUGAUUUGGGAUGGAACUCAUUACACAGAGGCAGCUAAUAAAAUUGUCUUUGAUCAAAUUUCUACUGGAGCAUUCACAGAUAUAGCUUGUCACAGAAAGUUCACUUGAAAUUAUCGACUCUUGUAUAGCCAAAUUACGGUGAACCCUAUUAUUAUUAGCUAGUUUAAAAAUAAUUAUAUAUAAUGUGGUAAAAAUUGAAUAAAAUUAUGUAAUUAGAAGUUGGUAGUGACAUUGCAUGUACUAUGCAGGACCUUCGAAUUAUGGUACUCCCACUUAUUAAACUUAAAAAGGUGAAAUCCUAGCUGAUAGACUACUUGAUAAAAAAAUAAAUAAA